GUGUCACUUCAUCGCUCGGAAGGGAGAGGAGUGCGUUACCUUAGCGGCGGAGAAUUAAUGAAAGUAUGCAAGUGUGUCUUUCGGUGUGCGUUGCGGUAGCGUGAGUCAGCCCUCGAGGGUGUGCGCGGGUCCGGCUGUGCCCUGAGCGGCGUGUGGCGGUGGUGAUGAUGUGAAGUGUGAGUGGGUGACCCGCGAGUGAACACGUGGUGAACAUGUCAACAGAUCCGGUCAAGGAGUUUAUGAGCAGCGCCCUCGUCACCUGGGUGCGGACUUUCGAGAGCGAUGGCGGCGGCGGGCUCACCUACGCCGCGCUGGCCGACGGGGUGUUCCUCUACGACGUCAUGCAGCAUAUUGACGGUCGUAAUGGCGGUGGUGGGCGUCCCGUCAACCGCCACCCCGUCGACGCCGCCUCCCGCCUCGCCAACCUCGCUGCGGUGCUCCUGCGCAUCAAGGCAUUCUACCAGGUGAGUCGGUGUGCCUGGUUACCUAGCUUCGAGAAAUAG
Messenger RNA from Eriocheir sinensis (Chinese mitten crab), 503 nucleotides. Its product is annotated as girdin-like. The transcript is spliced from 4 exons. The record is from RefSeq and is a predicted model, not a curated record. NCBI's taxonomy places the organism in Eukaryota, Metazoa, Arthropoda, Malacostraca, Decapoda, Varunidae. Bases 213 to 503 code for a protein of 96 amino acids.